This is a messenger RNA of Enterobius vermicularis (human pinworm), 1167 nucleotides long. NCBI's taxonomy places the organism in Eukaryota, Metazoa, Nematoda, Chromadorea, Rhabditida, Oxyuridae. The record is from the annotation of a GenBank genome assembly.
AUGGCUGCGGAAGAGCUUAUACGGAAGUUCAGAGAAAAUGAGAAGAACAACGCUUGGGUUGAACUUUUUAGGGAGGUUGACAGGUUAUCAACAAAACAGGAGAAAGAGCUUGGUCUUAAGACAGAUGUUGCUCGAGCGUGGGUAAAUGUUGAGAAAAAUCGUUAUAGGAAUGUCCUUACUUACGAUAGCAGUCGGGUGACCUUGAGAAAGGUUCGUGCCGGUGCAUCCAAUUAUAUUAAUGCUUCCCCUUUGAAAGUUGCUGAAGCGUCGAGGAAAUACAUUAUGACUCAGGGUCCGUUAGCAUCGACGUGCAAUGAUUUUUGGCAGAUGGUUUGGGAACAGAAAAUCUCUUUAAUUGUGAUGCUCAAUAAACUUUUUGAAAAAAAUUCAAUUAAGUGUCAUGCUUAUUUUCCUACUGAAGAAAAGCCUGAGGCAGAAUUUGAUACAUUUUCUGUUACUUUGAAAACAGAAGAGCAUUUCACACAUUUUGUUGUACGUACAUUACAAGUGCAGCAGAAAGAGAUAUCAGAAAGUUAUGAAAGUUCCAGUGAUCGUGAACGAAAUUCAAGCAGUAGUUCAGAGUCAUCGGAGAGUGAUGAAAGUGAUGAAAGUGCUCGUACUGUUUUUCAUUUCCAGUAUACUAGCUGGCCAGACUUCGGCGUUCCUGCUUGUCCUCAUGUGUUUUUGGAAUUUCUGUAUCGUGUGCGGUCUACAGGGCUAUUGCGGGAUUCUCCGCCGACGUUAGUUCACUGCUCUGCAGGCAUCGGUCGUAGUGGCGCUUUUGUUGUUAUUGAUUCCGUUAUUUCAAUGGUGGAACACAGCGUGAAGUCUGUUGAUCUUGUCGAAUUAAUUUUGAGGUUGCGCAGAAGCAGAAUGGGACUUAUUCAGACUUCACAGCAGUUGCAAUUUUGCUGGAGAUCAGUUGCCACAGCUCUUCUGGGUGGUGACAAAGGUAAUUGUAGCUGCGAUGCACAGCCAUCAGAAUGGCCGAAAAUAGUACCACAGCAGUUAUCUCCGUUGGGAACUGGAGGUGCAGCAGAGUCAUUGAGUGACUUAAGUGAUACCACUGCCCGGAAGCGCUCCGUAGGUAGGGCUGAUGAAGGAACUGAAGAUGUAAAACGUUCUAAAAGGUUAUUUUUUGAUAUAUUUUUUCUAUUCUCAUUUUAA